Molecule: messenger RNA, 956 nt
Organism: Hibiscus syriacus
Lineage: Eukaryota; Viridiplantae; Streptophyta; Magnoliopsida; Malvales; Malvaceae
Product: zinc finger HIT domain-containing protein 3-like
Exons: 8
Coding region: 84-737 (217 amino acids)
Biological process (GO): snoRNA localization; maturation of LSU-rRNA from tricistronic rRNA transcript (SSU-rRNA, 5.8S rRNA, LSU-rRNA); box C/D snoRNP assembly
Cellular component (GO): nucleus; pre-snoRNP complex
Source: RefSeq, a predicted model, not a curated record
UUCUAACAAAUAAAAGAGAAAAACCUUUAAAUUCGGGAGAGUAGACGAGAGAGAGACCUUAACAGAAGAGGAAGAAGGGGAAAAUGGGGGGUCCUUCACGGCAGUGUGAAGUUUGCAAUCAAGCUAAGUCCAAGUACAAGUGCCCCUCUUGUCUUGUUCCUUAUUGUUCUAUGCCAUGUUUCAAGACACAUAAAGAAACUCCCUGUGUGAAACCGGAAUCCACACAGGACAAGUCUGGAACCUCUAAUGUGAACUCAGAGUCUGUUAAUAAUGCUGUAACAAGUAGUGUCAAGCCAGAGUCCACCAUCAAUGCUGUGACCCCCAGUGUCAAGCCAGAUUUAUCUGAAGGAAGAGCCAGUGCUAAUCCAGGAUUUCAAGUGGAAAGGAAACUAGAAGUUGAUGACCCAAGUGAAGUGCUACAAAUAAUGCAGAUGCAGGCUAUUGCUUCUUCCGAUGAAGUCCGUGAAGCCUUGAAGGAUGAACAUCUUCGAAAACUUAUCUCUAAUAUUGAUAGCUCCCCAGACGCAUUGAAUUUCAGUGAACUCGACAAAGCUAUGGGAGUGGAUGUCUUUCGCAUUUUUAGUGAUAAGCAGAUAGUGGCUGAUCAGGACUUGUUAACAUGCAAAGUUGAACCUGCUAUUGUUUUCUCUGUUAUCAGAUUUUAUCUGCGAUCAAUCCGUGACCGCAUAUAUUUUAUAAAGGCCAUUGAAGUUCUUUUUCCAAAUGCAUUGUUGUGAACAUGGUUAUGUCCAAGUUUUGCUGCGAGAUCAGAUGAGGAACUGCCCUGCCGUUUGAGCCCGGUCAGCUGUUGAUGUUUCUGUAUGUUUAACUGUUUGAUCAAACCGGUUUACAUAUUGUUUUUAUUGUGUUUUAUAUCUUGAUGAAAAUGGCUGUAGUGGCCUUUGUUUUCCGAAUGCAUGUAUUGUUGAAUACCAGGGAACAUCAUUGGGGACCAU